AUGGCUAUUGGUUUAUUAAAUACUUUGAACAUAGUUCAUAGAUUUCGUGAUUAUGCCAGAACAAAGGUCGGCUGUUCUAAGGUGCCGCAAAUCAUUGACCGGGAUUGGGAGUCUCUUAUACUUGGUAAAGAAAUAGACCAGUUUUCCACAGAAGCACCUGGACAGAAUCCCGCUAACCUUUUUUCGAAAAACUUCAUGAAUUUUGACUUUCCAACGAGUCAAUAA
Molecule: messenger RNA, 225 nt
Organism: Schizosaccharomyces osmophilus
Lineage: Eukaryota; Fungi; Ascomycota; Schizosaccharomycetes; Schizosaccharomycetales; Schizosaccharomycetaceae
Exons: 2
Coding region: 1-225 (74 amino acids)
Source: RefSeq, a predicted model, not a curated record